GUCCAGCUGCCCCCCGCCGCAGCCGGAGCCGUGCCCGUGCCCUGCAAGCUGAAUCCUGCCGAAGCCCUCUCCCCCAAGGUCUACGGGGGCUUCCAGCUCGUUCCUGCUACCGACGGCCAGUUUGCUUUUCUCAUCCCGAACCCUGCCUUUCCACCCAGCUCCGGACCGGUUAUUCCUCUCUAUGCCAACGCCAACGUCCCGGUGUCCGCGGCGGGUAACGCGGCAGCCCCCCCGUCGGCAUCCCCGGUGCAGGGGUUGACAUCAUUUGGGGGCAGCAUUGUUCCAGCGUCCCAGGCGGGGAGUCCCAUCGGCGAGCGCAGUGAAUCGGUGUGGAGGCCUUGGUGA
Molecule: messenger RNA, 345 nt
Organism: Eurypyga helias (sunbittern)
Lineage: Eukaryota; Metazoa; Chordata; Aves; Eurypygiformes; Eurypygidae
Gene: HES1
Product: hes family bHLH transcription factor 1
Source: RefSeq, a predicted model, not a curated record